UGCAGUCGUUAUCUGGCGGUUUGCGCGAAUGGCCUUUUUGGGUUUGGUUCUAACAGUUACGUCGUGAUAUCGCGAAAACUAAUUUAAUUUUAAUUUUGUUUUAAUUAUUUUUGAAGAUUAUUAUUGCCUCUCCAAUGUGUUUUGACUUGAGAAAUUUUACUAAAAUCGAGUGCAAGAUGCUUAAAACAAGUGGCAGUGAUUACAAGCAUAGGUAGCAAUAAAGUGAAAAAGUGAAAAAUGCACCACAAAACUGCGAUUUUGGUGGCGCCAGCACUGCAAAACAGCAGCUGUACGCAUCCGAGGUAUAGUCAAGCAAGUUUCUUGUCUUUGCUGGGUCUUGGAGAUGUACUGCAGGCCCUGAUUGUCUUCCUGCUAACUGUGGGGGUCCUUGCAGCGAAUGUUUUACUCAUCGUUGUAAUCAACAGCAGGAGAUACUCCAAGUAUAUUCACUCGCAGCCGCGUUAUCUGCUCACGUCUCUGGCAUGUAACGAUCUCGCCAUGGGUCUGUUGGUGACUCCCUUCGCAAUUGUCCCAUCUCUGAGGCACUGUUGGCCCUAUGGAGAGCUAGUCUGUCAAAUCCAGGCUUUGCUCAGAGGGGCUAUAAGUCAGCAGUCUGCAGUGAUCUUAAUAUGCAUGGCCAUGGAUAGGUAUCUCUGUAUGCUUCAUCCUGCCCGUUAUCACAAACAUUCCAGCAAAAAGGGCUGUGUCGCUAUCAUAAGCAUGACAUGGAUAAUGUCGGUAACGUUGUUCUCGAUUUUGGUGCUACCUCGUGGCGGUUACUACUUUAAUCCCACGGGAAUGUUGGCUUGUGAGCCGUUUUACACCCGUGCUUCCAUCAGAAUCUUGGCCGCGUGCGGUUUUUACUUUCCCACAACCAUGAUUCUGAUGUACUGCUAUGGAUCCGCUUUCCAUGUCAACAAGCUGAGAUUGAAGAAGUCGGGAUGCAACACAAUUGCGAGUCCUGAUGACUAUGGAGGGACCAGCAUAGAAAAGUUGGUGACUCAGGAGAGACGGUUGAGUACGACAGCCUCCAGGACUAUGGCGGCCAUGUCCUUAGGGUUCAUCGUCCUUGUCACUCCUUGGACUAUUCAGGAAGUAGUCGCUGCUUGCACUGGAUCGAGAGCCCCUGCCGCUCUGGACUUUUUGGCGACUUGGCUUGCGUUAAGCAACAGCUUCUGGAACCCUUUCCUCUAUUGGCUUUUGAAUAAUAAUUUUAGGAGAAUCAGUAGAGAACUUCUAUUUAGCAGACUCUUCUGUCGCAAAUCGAAGGAGCCCAAGUCCCACCAACAGCACUGCUGUAGCAACAGCAGUUCGGGUGCUUUCACCCAUACUCAAGGCUGUGAUCUCGAAGGACUCUCUGAGAAAUACUGGGGGGAGAUCCUCGAAAGGACUUUAUCGUCCAGUUCGCUUCAAGCCCUCCAGCGCGCCUACUCCCACCCCCGCAUGGAGCGGUGCAACGGUUUACAAGAAAUGAAAGUGUUCGAUACUGCCGUUCCCGAUUUAUGAAAGUUGGAUAAGACCACACAGACUUUCGAUAUGGGUGCGUCGGAAAGCAUGGGCAGUUCGUGCGAAACGGCGACGCUAUCGAAAUGAUUUCGUGUGGUCAAAUGCAAAACCGGAGAGAAGAGAAAUAAAACGAGACUAAUAACGAAGUUCGGAUUUGUUAUGAUCGUAAAAAAUGCAAUCUCCGCUUAAUAUGAAUUUAAAAUUCUUUGUACGGAUAGUUUGAAACUAAAAAGAAUUAUUUAAACACAUGCUUUAUGGCACUUUUUUAAUCCGACUAGAAGCAACAAUUCCAAUUUGCAUGUUCUUUCAUCUUCUAAAUUGUUUCGUCUGCGACUCAUAAAAAUCUCUUUUAAAACAAGACUUGCAUCAUAAUAUGUUGCCAUAUUUUUUCAUUGCUAACUUUCAAAUUUAAAACUUUUAAAUUAUAUGCUAAAAAGCCGGCCUAUUUGUGUUGUCGGAAAAACUUGCCAAAACCUGUGUACUGUGAUGAAAUUUUUUCACACAUCUGAAAACCCACCGAAAUGUGUUUAAUGUCCACAAUAAUAAUUGUAGCAAUAUUGUACGUUUCAUAAACAAUGAUAUCAAGUACUGUACAUUUUAGUGAUAUGUAAAAAUGUUUGUUAGAAGACGUAUGUAAAUAAAAUAGAAUCUUUUUAAUACAAUACGAAUAUACGUAACUUGACUUGCGAAUGUUAUAUUAACUAUUGAGAGUGUGAUAUUUGUUUAUUUCAAUAAAAAUGAUAAAACUAUUUUUAUU
This is a messenger RNA of Tribolium madens (black flour beetle), 2263 nucleotides long. RefSeq names its product trace amine-associated receptor 1. The transcript has 7 exons. The record is from RefSeq and is a predicted model, not a curated record. Bases 238 to 1506 code for a protein of 422 amino acids. Gene Ontology annotation, molecular function: corazonin receptor activity. Gene Ontology annotation, biological process: neuropeptide signaling pathway. Gene Ontology annotation, cellular component: membrane. NCBI's taxonomy places the organism in Eukaryota, Metazoa, Arthropoda, Insecta, Coleoptera, Tenebrionidae.